Gadus morhua (Atlantic cod) is the source of this 4000-nucleotide messenger RNA. RefSeq names its product tetratricopeptide repeat domain 7A (gene ttc7a). Gene Ontology annotation, cellular component: plasma membrane. Gene Ontology annotation, biological process: protein localization to plasma membrane; phosphatidylinositol phosphate biosynthetic process. The record is from RefSeq and is a predicted model, not a curated record. Gene Ontology annotation, molecular function: protein binding. NCBI's taxonomy places the organism in Eukaryota, Metazoa, Chordata, Actinopteri, Gadiformes, Gadidae.
GUUGUCAAAUACAUUUCACACACAGGGAAGAGACGUCUGUGCGAUUCUGUUAGUCCUGAAGGGCCGACUAUCCAUGACAAACUUCCAGAGAGAAAAUGAAGCAGCCAAAUCCCUUUUCAGACGGCUUGAGUCGGCGGUUACUCCCAUCGUGUCUGGGGACUACAGCCACCACCGGGACAAAUCUGGUAUGGCUUCAAGGGUGUCGUUCUCGCAAUACCGGCUGGAAGCGGAGAUCGAGCGGCACCGAGCCGAGUGCCAAUGGGACAAGAUACCCGCUUUGAUCGAUCAGCUGCUGACAGCCCGGAUCCACGAGGAUGAUGACUAUGGAACGCUGCUAUUGGCCGAAGCCCUGCUGGAGGAAGGCCUGCAGGAUAACAUGGACCUAUUGCGGAGCUCCACGCCAGUGGUGGACCAGAACCAGGAAAAGUUGUCCAGGGCAAAGGGACACCUGAACACCAUCCUGAGCCGUGGAAGACUAUCACCCAGGUACUUGAACGAGGCGUUGCUGCUGAUGGCCAAGGUUCACUACGUCCACGGCCGGUACCGGGACGCCCAGGGCAUGUGUGCCCGGGUCAGCAUCGAGGAACUCUCCCAGUCUGAGCAGCCCGUCUACCACCUGCGACUGCUGGCCGAGGCUUUCGCUAUCAAAGGUCUAUCCCUGGACCACCAGACGCUGUCGUCCGUGUCCCGCGUGCGUCUGUCCGAGAGAGAGGAGGAGAGCCUCACCUGCUACCUCAGGGCCUGCGACACAGCCCUCUCCUAUAUGCAGGAGCUGGAUAAGAUGGUGAUGAGCACCCACUCAAAGUCAGCAAAGGGCCUCCCAUACCACCCCCCUGUGGAUGUGGAGCUGGGCUUCUUCCUGCAGGCGGCGCUACAGAGUGGAUACCUGUGUCUGCUGCAGCGAGGUCAUCUCGCCCAGGGUACUCACCAGCUGCGUCGGGUUCUGAGGGUGGUGGAGACACGCAGCUCUCAGCAGUUCAGGAAGUCCGCAGCCAGGAAGCUGGCCCAGGUGCUGCUGAGCUCGGUGAGCGGGGACAGCUACUGGCCCCCCCUGGGCCCCCCGCCCCCCACCUGGCUCAAUAGGGAGGGGGCCGCCGCCUCCAAGGACGCAAUGUACCCCCGGGCCAGACCCCCGCAGCGCUACCCCAUCGACGGCUGCUUCUGUCCCCAAGACGUUGUGGAGGAGGCCAUACUGCUACUGCUGAUCACCGAGUCAAUGGCUGGAGCGGAGGCGGUCAUCAGCCGCUCCCCCGAGCAGGCGGAGGCGCUGCAGGCCAGCCUGCAGGACGCCACCUCGGUGUACGACCUGCUGAGCAUCGGCAUGGCCAGGAGGGGGCAGUACACCAUGUUGUCAGAGUGCUUGGAGCGAGCCAUGAAGUUUUCAUUUAACGAGUUUCACCUCUGGCACCAACUGGGUCUGUCACUCAUGGCGGCUGGAAAGGGUGUCGUGGCUGUAUCCGUGCUGAAGCAGUGUAUGGAAAUGAGACCGGAGGACCCCUCAUUGCCCUUGUUGGCUGCUAAAGUCUGCAUUGGACAGCUGCACUGGCUGGAGGAAGCGGAGGCCCUGUCUGAGAGUGUGGUGGCCAUGGGGGAGGACGCGGGAGAGCUGCUGGCCCAGAGCUCACCUCGCCUGGGGCUGUGUUCCAGUCUGAAGGCCUCAGACGCCACUCUGAAGGCAGAGAGAGACACCUUUAACAUGAAAUCCCUGGACGCACUGCAAAAGGCACAUCGACUGGAUCCCCAGGAUGCGCUGGUCGCCAUGUACCUGGCCCUCCAGUUGGCCCUUGUACGCCAGGUGUCAGCUGCCAUGGAGCCCCUGCAGGUGGCGCUGUCCCUGCAUGGAGACGACCUGCACUCCCUCCACCUGCUGGUGCUGCUGCUCAGCGCUCAGAAGCAGCACCGACACGCCCUGGACACGCUAAGACUGGCCCUGAGCCAGCACCCACACAACUUCAAUUUGUUAUUCACUAAGGUCAAGCUGGAGGAGGUUCUGUGUGGACCAGCUGUGGCGCUCCAGACUUGUGAGGACAUGCUGCAACUCUGGCAGAGCCGCUAUGACUUCAAUCGCACCAGCGAGGUGGAUGACAGCAGCAGUAUACCAGCGGCUGAGCGGCCAGAGGUCACCCCUGGGGCGAGGAAGGUCUCCACCACCCUCACCCUCCCAGACUUCCAGGACGCCUCCACGAGCUCGAUCAGCGCUCCAUCGGUGGUGGCGUCCCGCCUGGACGCCGCCCUGUCUGAGGUGUCUGUCAGUAGCUCCGCCCACCGCCAGGGACCCGCCUACAUCUGGUCGACGCUGGAGCGCAUCUGGCUGCAUGCAGGUGAGCUGUUCAUGGCCGACCGUCGCCUGAAGGAGGCGCACUUCUGUGUGGCUGAGGCCGGGACCCUGGCGCCCAACUCCCACGGCGUGCUGCUGCAGCGGGGCCGGCUGGCCGAGCUCCGGGGCCAGCUGGACGACGCCAAGGGCCUCUACGACGAGGCCCUGGCCAUCCACCCCACAGGCCAACGCGUGCUCAUCCACAUGGGCCAGCUGCUGGUGCGGACGGGGCGGGUCCACCUGGGGGAGAAGGUGCUGCGGGACGCGGUGCAGGCCCACAGCACGUCCCACGAGGCCUGGAGCGGGCUGGGCGAGGCCCUGCAGUCCCGGGGCUCCAGCCAGGCCCCGGACUGCUUCCUCACCGCCCUGCAGCUGGAGGCCACCGCCCCCAUCCGCCCCUUCACCGUCAUCCCACGGGAGCUGUGAGGACCAGGGCCUGUCGGCAUGUGUGUGUGUGUGUGUGGGUGGUGGUGAUGUGUGUGUGGAGGGGGGGUGUGAAGAUGAUGAAGGUGGGGAUGGGUAAUUAGCGGUUAGGGGGGAAGGGAUAUGGUCAUUCUAGACUGUUGUGUUCUCUCUCUCUCUCUCUCUCUCUCUCUCUCUCUCUCUCUCUCUCUCUCUCUCUCUCUCUCUGUCUCUGUCUCUGUCUCUCUCUCUCUCUCUCUCUCUCUCUCUCUCUCUCUCUCUCUCUCUCUCUCUCUCUCUCUCUCUCUGCCUCUCUCUCUCUCUCUCUCUCUCUCUCUCUCUCUCUGUCUCUGUCUCUCUCUCUCGCUCUGUCUCUGUCUCUGUCUCUGUGUCUCUCUCUCUCCCUCCUCUCUCUCUCUGCCUCCAUGUUGUGAUUUUCAAUCCUCAUUCAGAUGUGGGGUACUGUAUUAAUCCAAAGGGAAUUAUUAAGCCUUUUAUGUAAUUAAGUUGAAUAUCAGAAGGACAAUAUCAGAAGGACCAAUAUCAAUGACGAUAAAGGAGUCGAGGGCAUGAUGAAGAGUCAAAGCUAUAACACGACUAGCUGAUGUGUGUGUGUUUGAACUACAUUCCGGUAUCCUGUUUGAAUCCAUAUAUUUAUACUGUAUGUACAUAUCUUUCAGAGGAUAUCAUCACUCCGGUAUUGGUCUGUGAUGUAUUUAUGAUCACUUUGAUCUGCUCGUUCUUUUGAAUUGCACAUGUGCACAUGCACACACGCGCACGCACACAUAAAUACUACAUUCAAUCAGGGUGUUUGAUUGUACCAUUCCGAGUCUCUCUAGUUCAUUUUUGUGUACAAGCAUGUUCACAUUUACUUUUGCACUCGUAUUAUUCUAAAGUAUGUACCUGUUUGUGUGUGUGUGUGCGCCUGUGUGUGUGUGCGCCUGUGUGUGUGUGUGUUUGUGUGUGUGUGUGUGUGUGUGUGUGUGUGUGUGUGUGUGUGUGUGUGUGUGUGUGUGUGUGUGUGUGUGUGUGUGUGUGUGUGUGUGUGUGUGUGGGCGUGUGUUUUAAAUAGGCCCUCUGGGGUGUUUCCUGUCCCUUAUCCUUAUCACUGUACAGUGAAGGUUACUCAUUUGUUUAAAAUAUCUAUUGUUUUUGUCUUUCACUCUGUCUGGUUUUUCUUUCUGUUGACUCAUCGCAUCCUCGAUGGAAAACCCCUGUUCUGAAUAACAUCCAAAAAUACAAAUACAUGAUGAUGAAUAAAAACACAAUUCAAUCACUGGC